AUGGUCGAAAUAAGGGAAACUCACUGGGAAGCUGUACAGGCGAAGACCUUUACAAAGUGGUUUAACGACAAAUUAAGCAAAGGAAAUUAUAAACUUAUAAAAGAUAUUUAUAGUGAUCUUCAUGAUGGUGUAGCUUUGGGUAAUUUAUUAAAGUGUUUGUUGAACACCAAUAUUAAUUUUAAUCAAAAGCCCUUUACUAGAAUACAGAAAGUAGAAAAUUUAGAAAUUCUUCUUAAAUUAUUAAAAAAGCAAGGAUUGCUUUUAGUUAAUAUUGGUCCAGAAGAUAUUGUUGAUUGUAAUAAAAAGCUUAUUCUUGGUCUUAUAUGGACAUUAAUUUCUAAACUAUCAAUAUCUGAUCUGGGAGCAGGAGACUUAUCAUUUAAGGAAGAGCUUCUUAGAUGGUGCAAAGAAGCUACAAAAGAUUAUAGGAAUGUUAAUAUUAUAGAUCUAUCUAGAAGUUGGCAAGAUGGUCUGGGAUUUAAUGCAUUAAUACAUAGGUUUAGACCGGAAUUAAUUUCUGAUUACAAUAAUUUAAAAUCUGAAAAUAGUCAUUUUAAUUUAGAACGGGCAUUUGAUAUAGCAGAAAAAAGUCUUCAAAUUCCUAAAUUAUUGGAUAUAGAAGAUGUCGCUGAUGUAGUUAAACCAGAUGAAAAAUCUAUGAUAACUUAUUUGUCGGAAUAUUAUAAAAAAUUUUAUCAAUUUGAAAAAGAUCAGAUUAGUAAAAAUUUACUUGACAGCUUGUUAAAUAAAAUUGAGUGGUCACUUCAUUGUAGAAAUUUCUACGAAAUUAAGGUUAGAAGUUUUUUGAACAAACAGAAAAUUUAUCAAGAUAAGAAAAAAGAUCUGGAACUUUUACUUAAAAAUGUAAAUAUUUUAAAAAGUGAAAUGCAAGAAAUUAAUAGUACGUUAUCGGCUGAUUAUAUUAAUAUAUACAGCACUUUCUCAGAAAUUAAUUUACUUCAUGAUUAUUACAAUAUUAAAAAAUACAUUCCGCCCUCAGAUAUUUCUAUUGAUAAAGUUAAUUUUUUAUACGAAGAUAUGAAUUUGUUUUUAUGUAACUGUUUACAAAUUGGUGAUGUCUCUGAUGCGGAAACUAAGCUUAAUAAUAAACUUGAUUAUAUUAAAAAUAUAAUUGGUGGCGACAAUGAUUUCGAAAAAAAGCUUAUUUUAUCAAAUGAGAUAAUUAAAAAUGAAGAGAAGUUUGAACAAAAGCUUGUUGAUUCAGAUUACAAAAAUAUAAAAGAAGUAGUUUUACAAUACAUUGAAUUUUUAAAUUAUUUACAUAAUGAAAAUAUUAUUAAAGAAAAUACACUAAAAAAAGCCUGUGAUCUUUUUAAUAAAUUUGGGACUGAAAUAUCAUUUAAAGAUUUUAGAAGUAUUAUUUAUAAACUUGGCAUAUUUUUAGAUGAUGAUUUCCUGAAUAAGAUUGAUUUUAAUAACAAUAAAUUAACUAAAGAAGAUUUUAUUGAUACAUUUAAAGUUAUAUUGGCUAGAUCAUAUGACCCUAUUUUAGUAAAACAAGCACUUUGCAAUAUUAAAGAUGGUGUAGAACUUGAUGAAAAUGAGCAUAAGAAUUUGUACUGUUUCAAUAAAAAAGAAAAAAACCUUAAUUUGUCUAAAAUUAUAGAUGAAUUUUUAAAGUAA
Molecule: messenger RNA, 1644 nt
Organism: Vairimorpha ceranae
Lineage: Eukaryota; Fungi; Microsporidia; Nosematidae
Product: ca2+-binding actin-bundling protein fimbrin plastin
Exons: 1
Coding region: 1-1644 (547 amino acids)
Biological process (GO): actin cytoskeleton organization
Cellular component (GO): cortical actin cytoskeleton; plasma membrane; cell projection
Molecular function (GO): actin filament binding
Source: RefSeq, a predicted model, not a curated record